GGGAACCCAGUGAACAUAGGGGAAUCCCAGGGUUUAGAUGGAAACUGAAGGAAAAUGAAUUUAAUGAAUUUCACUAGAGCAGACACACCCUCACUCCACCACAGCUGAUACUACAAGCAACACAGGAUGCUCAAGCAUACAAAAGCAAAACGGAACACAACCAAGAACCAACCAACCUAACACCCAUCACGAUGAACGAAGACGACCAACUGACAGAGAGCAGGAAUGAAGAAGAAGAAAGCGCACCGAAUGAGGGAGCCACAGGAGAUUCAUCAGACACGGAUUCCGAAGACGACAUCCUCGUAUACUCCGACCGACCGCUGCACCCACGUCCAGGAGGAGGAGAAGACGACGAGGAACAUUCAUCGACGAUCGGCCUGCUGCGAAAAGAGCCCUCUGGAUCUUCCACCUCCUCCAAGAGCCCAGCAGGGCGACUCAGGGCGGCCAGCACCGGCGAACGCAGCUUCAUCUUCUCCUCCAACCUCCUCCCGCUCACCCACAGCUUCGAAACCGUCCGGCAUUCCUUGCCGUCUCUCAACUCCACCUCGGCCAUCGCACUCGUCGUCUCCAGUCAGAUCGGAUCCGGCAUCUUCUCUUCCCCCGGAAUCCUCAGUCAGAAUUGCGGAAGCCCUGGCGCCUCACUGAUCGUCUGGCUAUUAGCCGGCAUCUUGGCUUGGACUGGCGCCUCUUGUUUCGCCGAGCUGGGCGCAGCCAUCCCUGUCAAUGGCGGCGCCCAAGCCUAUCUUAAUCAUUCCUUCGGCGGCUGGGCUUCGUAUCUGUUCAUUUGGACUAAUCUGGUCGCCUUAAAACCUGGUUCGGCGGCGAUCAUCUCGAUCGUUGGGUCGGAAUAUCUAUGUCGGAUAUUAUAUCAUACAGCCUUCAAAGCGUCGCCGAGCGAAUCGGCGAAAGCGAUUCCGACGAUCGUGACGAAGCUAGUGGCGAUCGUGAUCCUGCUGACGAUCAGUGCGAUCAACGGGUUCUUUGUCAAGGCGGGCAAACACGUGCCGAUAGUGCUGACGAUCAUCAAGCUGCUCUCGCUGCUCGCCAUCAUCAUCAUGGCCCUCGUCCGCCUGGCCAAUCACCAGCAAUCCGCUAACUUCCAGCCCGACCAGGUGUUCAAAAACUCUUCUACUUCGUCCAGCGAUCUGGCCUCGGCUCUGUAUUCCGGUUUAUGGGCUUUCGACGGCUGGGAUUCCGGAAAUUACAUCGCAGGCGAACUGAAGAGAGCCAGCAAGACCUUGCCGAUCGUCAUCCACAGCUCGAUGGGAAUCGUGCUCAGCUUGAUGAUCCUCACCAACUGGUCCUACUUGAUCGUCUUGCCCAUGGAGGUCGUCACCCAAUCCAACACGAUCGGGCUCGAGUUUGGAAGAGUCAUCUUCGGCCCUAUCGGAAGCUUCGUCUUCUCCCUCAUCGUCGCUUUCGCUUGCUUCGGCGCUCUUAAUAGCUCGGUCUUUACUACUUCGAGAUUGGUCUCCGUCGCAGCUGAAGAACGAUACAUUCCCAAAGUGUUUUCCAACAUCAAUCAGAAGACUCUAACGCCUCUAAACGCUCUGGGAUUAAACGCUUUUUUGACGAUAAUCAUGAUCAGUUUCGGAGAUUUCAAAUCAUUAGUAGGAUUUUAUGGGACAUGUGCAUGGACGUUUUAUUUAUUGACUGUUGGAUCGUUGCUAUUAUUAAGGGUUAGAGAGCCCGAUUUAGAGAGGCCAUACCAGACGUGGUUGAUCAACCCAAUAACCUUCUCAACAGUGGCCUCUUUCUUGCUCUUGAUGCCCAUCUUCUCCGCCCCGAUCCAAUCUCUCGCCGCCUUCGGUUUUAUUAUUUCAGGCCUGCCGUUCUACUAUCUUACGACUAACAAAGAGCUCCGACAACUCGGGUUUUCGAAGUUGAAGUUGUUUGAUUUCAAUAGCUAUCGCCGCGAGCGUGCCAGAGACGAUCCGCGCAACUCGUUCAAAGCCUUGCAAUCUCAUGACGAGGAUGACCAAGAUCAUGAGGAGCAGCAGCAGCAGCAGGAUCAACACGGUCGUCAAAACCUUCACAGUCCCGGGCCGUAGAGAUGAUCAUUCAUC
Puccinia graminis f. sp. tritici CRL 75-36-700-3 is the source of this 2066-nucleotide messenger RNA. RefSeq lists its product as uncharacterized. Gene Ontology annotation, cellular component: membrane. Gene Ontology annotation, molecular function: L-amino acid transmembrane transporter activity. Bases 192 to 2051 code for a protein of 619 amino acids. Gene Ontology annotation, biological process: amino acid transmembrane transport. NCBI's taxonomy places the organism in Eukaryota, Fungi, Basidiomycota, Pucciniomycetes, Pucciniales, Pucciniaceae. The record is from RefSeq and is a predicted model, not a curated record. The transcript has 12 exons.